AUGGACAUUGGGGGCAAUGGUGGUGUUGCACUGGAGGGAUGGUUGUUGGGACCUCGGACCCGCCAUCACUGUAAUACAUCGGUGAACAUCGCGUCCUGUCAAGUUCAGGAUCGCAUUGUCGGAGGAAAUACCGCAUCUAUCCAGAAUUAUCCCUGGCAAGUGAACCUGAGGUACCAGUACGCCCCGGCAUGUGGAGCCUCCAUAAUCUCCAAUCAGUGGCUUCUGACGGCGUGCCAUUGUUUCCCAGCGGAGCAUGCAGUGUCAGAUUACGACGCCGUCGUUGGAACCACCAACCUGGAUUCCACCGAUGCCAACUCCCAGAGCGUGCUCAUCGACUCCGUUAUCAAAAACCCAUCCUACAAUGAAGACGCCUUUUCGGGGGACAUCGCCUUGGUCAAGCUUAAGACCCCGCUGACUAUGGGCCCCGGUGUGGGCAUCAUCAGCUUACUGGCGGCUGGCGUCCAGAUCCCGGCUGGCCUUACUUGUUAUGUCACCGGAUGGGGCAGCAUCAGGAACGGAGUUUUACUCCCAAACCCCAAACCCCUGCAAGUGGGAGGCGUGCAAGUCAUCAGCUCCAGGACCUGCCAGUGUCUGCACUCCAUUAACCCCAGCAAAAGCGACGCCAUAACAACCAUCCAAUCAGACAUGAUCUGCGCGGGGAGCAAAGAGGGCAAAGUGGAUGCCUGCCAGGUACACUCGGGGGGACCCCUCUCUUGCAACAUCAACAACAAGUGGUACCAGAUUGGCGUGGUCAGCUGGGGAGACGAGUGCGGCGCAGUCAACAGACCCGGAGUCUACAUCCUGCCCAGCGCCUACAUUGACUGGAUCCAAUCCAACGUCCCCGGCUGCCGAGUAGAAUCCAUCACCAUAGACAAGCAACCCAUCCCGGACGAAGAGCUCGGCUGCCAGGGAGCGGACGGGAACUACUACCCCUACAAAGAAAGAGACUACGCUAUUUGGCAUUUGAAGGGCCAGUCCAGGUUCCCCUGCAGCGCUGGUACCUGA
Nanorana parkeri is the source of this 1005-nucleotide messenger RNA. RefSeq names its product prostasin-like. Gene Ontology annotation, biological process: proteolysis. The transcript has 6 exons. Gene Ontology annotation, molecular function: serine-type endopeptidase activity. The record is from RefSeq and is a predicted model, not a curated record. Lineage: Eukaryota; Metazoa; Chordata; Amphibia; Anura; Dicroglossidae. The coding region runs from base 1 to 1005 and encodes 334 amino acids.